Molecule: messenger RNA, 2391 nt
Organism: Brassica rapa (field mustard)
Lineage: Eukaryota; Viridiplantae; Streptophyta; Magnoliopsida; Brassicales; Brassicaceae
Product: protein TRANSPARENT TESTA 16
Biological process (GO): positive regulation of transcription by RNA polymerase II
Cellular component (GO): nucleus
Molecular function (GO): protein dimerization activity; RNA polymerase II transcription regulatory region sequence-specific DNA binding; DNA-binding transcription factor activity
Source: RefSeq, a predicted model, not a curated record
AGGUACAGAGAGACCUGUAAUUCUAAUCCCCUACCAAAGAGUUUGAUGGAUGCUCCUGUGGCCAGGGUGAGAAAAUCGAUUAGCGCUUCUAAUAUGCAAUAACCAUAACAUUUAUCAUUUAAUUAGGCAUGUUAAUUACUUGAUAAAAACUCAAUAGUUACUUACAUACAUCUCUUAUAUACGUAUUUGUAUGUAGUCAACAGGGUGCAGAAGAGUGGGAUAGCUGGAAUGAUGAAAACAGCCUUGGACCCAACUGUUCCUCUCUAAUAAUUAGUUACCUAAUUUAGAAACCAUAACAUGUUUCCUGUGAGUCCUCUGAGAGAACAAAAUUCUCUCUCGACCUCCUUAAAAUCUGUGACACAAAAUUCAAAGGAAAAGACUACUUCACAAUUUAAAUGGAUUGAUAUUGUGAUACUAUCGUAUAUAUAUAUUCAAUUACCAAGUUAGUGUCUAUUGCUAUGAAUAGAAGCCAAAAUGUAUUAGAUAAUCUAGCUUAUCGAAAUAAGAAGAUAUCAACAGGGCGCUUAGGAGGUAGGUAAGAAAAAUAUAAAAAGUCACUUUCAAGUAUUGUUACACUUUGUCCUUUGGCUUACUCUCUCUCUCUUUGCCUUUUGCCAUUUGUGGUAACUUUGUUUUCCUUAUAACAUAUUUUCAUGAAAUUUCCAUUUUGGAUUCAUUAUACGUGUUGCGUCAUGCAUGGCAGAUCAAAUAAUAUAGUGGUCCAAAUUUAAUUAUAAAGGGAUUUCUCUGCUAAAGAAAUUACCAAAAGUGUCAUUACAUGUCUAAUUACAAUUUAAUACUUAACUUGUUUAAUUUUUUAUAGCUUAACUUAUUUUCUAUAUUACUUGCUAGUUAAGUGCUGGGUAUAUAGCUUGGUUAAUUCACUUUGCUGUACAUAUAUAAAGUUUAUGUUUAGGAUAUAUAUUUUUUUGGAACAAAGGUUUUCAUUCAUGUUUACGAUAUUAGCGCGCACACAUUAGUUUGAAGGUACAAAUUAAGAUAUAUCACGAGACGAGCAUAAUGCUGAGCAUAAAUGGUUACUGCAUAACGCAACAACACUAAUUGGCCCUAAGAAAUUGUUGAUGUUGAAAUACGUAAGCUUUAUAUAUAAACAUUAAUUGCACUCUCAAAUUAGAAAAACUUAUGUACUAAGAAUGGAGAAAAGAGAGAGAAAUGAAAUUAGAAAAUGGUGAGCUGAAACCAUACGCUACACACAGAAUUUAUAUAAAGAGAAACGAGAAAGUCUGAUUAAGCAUAUUAUUCCCCAUUAACCCUCUCUCCACUUUGUGUCAUCCUACUGAUCUGCGUUUCCAGAUCAUCCCCAAGAACACAGCUCAACAAGUACUUUAAAAAAGACUCUCUCUUCUCCUGUUUCUUUCUUUUCUCUUUCUCUAGAUCUAUAUAUAUCUACCACUAACUCACUCACACGAGGAAGAGGAAAGAGAUGGGAAGGGGGAAGAUCGAGAUAAAGAAGAUAGAGAAUAAGACAUCGAGGCAAGUGACCUUCUCCAAGAGAAGAAAUGGUCUUAUCAAGAAGACUCGUGAGCUCUCUGUUCUUUGUGAUGCUCACAUCGGUCUCAUCGUCUUCUCCACCACCGGAAAGCUUACCCAGUACUGCUCCGAACACUCUAAUAUGCCUCAGCUCAUUGACAGAUAUUUGACAAAAGAAGGAUUGCAACUUCCUGACCUUAAUGACGACCGGGAUGACCUGCGCCAUGAGAUUGAAAUAUUAAGAAGGGAGACAUGUAAGCUUGAGCUCCGUCUGCGUCCAUACCAUGGACAUGACUUAGCCUCCAUUCCUCCACACGAGCUCGAGGGGCUAGAGCAACAGCUCGAACAUUCUGUCCGUAAAGUCCGUGAGCGUAAGAAGGAGUUGCUGCAGCAACAGUUGGGGAAUCUUAGCAGAAAGAAGCGGAUGCUAGAAGACGAUAACAACAAUAUGUACCGUUGGCUUCAUGAUGAGCAUCGUACGGGGGUUGAGUUUCAGCAAGCUGGGAUAGAGACCAAACCAAUGGAGUAUCAACAGUUUCUAGAGCAGGUUCAGUACUAUAAUGAUCAUCAUCAGCAACAAAGCAGUGUUCUUCAGCUCCCUACGCUUCCUUCAGAGAUUGAUCUUAGUUACCAUCUCCAGCUUGCUCAGCCUAAUCUUCAAAACGAUCCAACGACCAAGGUUGAUUAAUCCCUCAACCAGUUCUACUCUCUCUUUAUGGAGACAAAUGAAUGAAGAAGUACCAUUUCUGCCUUUUAUUACCUAUUCUGAUUAGCCAAUGUCUUCUUUUGUGUCUAUUUGGUGUGGCGAUGGAACCUUCUUUAAAGUAUAAAUAUUUCAUUUGAGAAGCACAAUGGACUUUGAUUAUAUUAAUCAUAAUAAUCAUUCAUCAUGAUCACACA